Messenger RNA from Bradysia coprophila, 2456 nucleotides. RefSeq names its product Conserved oligomeric Golgi complex subunit 5 four way stop (gene fws). NCBI's taxonomy places the organism in Eukaryota, Metazoa, Arthropoda, Insecta, Diptera, Sciaridae. Gene Ontology annotation, cellular component: COG complex. Gene Ontology annotation, biological process: intra-Golgi vesicle-mediated transport. The record is from RefSeq and is a predicted model, not a curated record.
GCACUCUUUUCAUACUACUUUGAAUGAGCGAAUCAUCUGUCACGUCAUUCAUGUUAUGUGUAGUCAAUAAAAACCAAAAUAAAACAUUUCUGCAACAUGUCCAACAGUAUUUGUACCGAAAUUGAAAAUGAUGAAUUCUAUCAACAUUUCCUCUCCGACAACGCCAACAUCGAAACGAGCAACAUAAAAAACUCCUCGGUUUCGUUCAACGAGCAAAUUAACCGUCUACAAAUUGGCAUCGAUAAAUUGCAUUCAGAACUACAUUCCCAAGUACGUCAACAGCACGGUGCAUUACUGUCACAGGCCAGUCAGGCUGGAAAAUUGAAUUAUGCAUUGAAUGCUGUCAACGAACAAAUUCAAGGGCUGCAAAAGGGAGCCGAAAAAUUGAAGUCCCAAGUCGAUGUUCCAUAUUCGUUGCUAGAGAAUCAAACCAAAGUGCUGGAGAGAUUGCACGAGACAUCUCACAAUUUACGCCAAAUUGGUCGUUUUCUGCAACUGCACCGUAAAUUGCAAUCGACUAAGUCAUCGUCGUCGCAGGCUACCUUGCUGUUUGAAUUGGAGCCGUUGGUCGAAAAUGCAGAUCUGAAUCGAAUCGAUUUCAUUCGAAACGAAAUGGCUCAGGUGAUGACGGCCAGGCAACGGUUAAACAAUUUCGCCAAUUCCGAGUUAAUAAACGGACUGAAGAAUGGCAAUGAAACUCAGGUCGUUGAAAGUUUGCAGAUAUUCUGCAAUUUAAACACUCUGUCCAAAUGCAUUUCGAACACAUUGACCACAUUCGUGAAUGACAUUAAACAUUCGAUAAAGGAAUGCUUUGCUGGCACUGAUGUUGCAUCCAGUCUGGGCUCGAAAAAACCGGUUAAAGACGUAAAGGAUAGCAAAGUGGCACCGCGAGGUCCGGGAAAGACUCCAACGCUAACGACUUCACAAAAUUUUCGGUCCAAACUGUGGGCGGCAUUGGAAUGGUUAUUCGAUGAAGAAAUAUUCGGCUAUUGCAAUCAGAUCAUUUCCCUUCAAAAGUGCUUUGCCAACAUUCAAACCAAUGAACUGAUUGUACACCACGAAACCGACAUCAAAAAGAGUUUCUGGAAAAAUUUGGAAGAUUUACUGAAAUCGUCAUUCAGUGACUGUCCCACUCAUAUUGGUCAGUGCUUGCAACAAGAUCUGCCGAAACUGUUAGCUUUUGCCAGAGGAUUAGAGGUGAAAUUUGGAACGCAAUUUUUGUUCAGCGACUCAGUUUUCGAGUCUUUGGAAACAGGUUAUUUGGAGAAGUGUGCUAUCAAUUUGAAAGCUCCAAUGGCUGGAACUGAUUGUCCAACUCAGGACGCUGUUGACAAUUUGAUCAGAGUUGCGUCGAAUGAACUCAGUGCGGCUAUGGUGGACAAUCGUUUGUGUUUGAUGGUGGCUGGUGUUUUCAAUGCAUGCAACACAGACUUUCUCACGAAAAUUGAGGCACAUGUAAAACUUGGCACGGACACGGUGGUUGUUGUUGAUAUUCCUAACGCUUCCCAGCUUCAGAACACCUCACUGGCUAACAUAGUCUAUCUCCACAAUGACGCCGUCCGCAAAAUGAUACAAAGUUUGGGUACGAAUUUCGUUAAUACAUCGGCUGCGGAAAAGAUCACCGACGAUCUAACAAAGGGCAAAAAUCUUAUUCUGGCAAUUAUGCAGCAAUUGAUUGAAUCAAUGCACUCGGCUGUGAAUAUAAUUCUGUUGAGUAUGCAUCGUGAGCCAGGACUGAACAGUGAAAGGCCAAUUAGUGCUGGUCCAUCAUUGUACAUGAAAGAAUUGCACGACUUCCUGUUACGAACAUGGAAUCUUCAUAUUUCACCAUUUGCUGACAAACAGAGUGUUGACAACUGUGGCAAAGAGUUGGCUGGACACUGCAUUGAACUAUUCGCACGGAAUGUGGCCAUCAUUCGGCCGAUUUCUGUAGCUGGACGAAAUCGUCUAAAGAACGAUUGUUUCCACUUGGAAGCCGCUAUCAAACCAAUGAUAAGUGAUCCGUCGACAUUGGGAAAACCUUAUCGGCUCCUACGGGCUUUGUCCAGUGUUCUUGUUCUAUCACCGGAGGAAUUAUCGAAUCAGCCAAUCGAAUCCGGUUCGCCAAUAUCGCCGUACAUCGUUCUGUAUUUGCUAUUCGGCUACGCGGACAGUGAUUUACAGAGUCCGCACACGUCCGCUGGUUGGACAAAUGAAAAAUUAUUGCAGUGGUUAGACGGACACACGUCUGAUAAAGAAAGAUUGGAGCUGGUUUCUGGAGCACUACAGAAAUAUCGUACAAUUGUUCGACAGAAAAGCAUCGCACAAUAUGAUCCCGUGUAUCCCAUAAUAUCAAAUUUUCUGGAAAAAUUCUAUCGAACGAUUGCAUCGUGAAUGAUUUUAGAAAUAGAAAUAAUUUUGAGACAAUUGUGAUUUGAUUCCUAUUGUUUUGUGAAUAAAGGCGAGUAAACGAAAUU